This is a messenger RNA of Paramacrobiotus metropolitanus, 1536 nucleotides long. Its product is annotated as probable peptidylglycine alpha-hydroxylating monooxygenase 1. The record is from RefSeq and is a predicted model, not a curated record. Gene Ontology annotation, molecular function: oxidoreductase activity, acting on paired donors, with incorporation or reduction of molecular oxygen, reduced ascorbate as one donor, and incorporation of one atom of oxygen; copper ion binding. The coding region runs from base 170 to 1192 and encodes 340 amino acids. The transcript has 8 exons. Gene Ontology annotation, cellular component: extracellular region. Lineage: Eukaryota; Metazoa; Tardigrada; Eutardigrada; Parachela; Macrobiotidae.
AUACCAUAACAGAGAGUGAGCGAUUGUACUCACGUUUUCGCGUAUCUUCCGUUAGUUCCAAUCAUUUAUCUGUUGUAUUGGAACACAACGGUUUACUGUUGUCAUUUACCAAUUCGACAAUCCGGAUUUUGAACGAAGAAUACAUUAAGCAUACACAAUAACGUUAACCAUGGACACCCUAUUACGGAUGACAAUACUGUUGACAUCCGUUGUGUACUCCUUGGCUGUCAGAGUGGAUCGUACGCCAAUGCUUAUGCCAGGAGCCGCGCCGAAAUCGGCUGAUACGUAUUUGUGCUAUGCGAUGAAACUCAACGGGAAUGUCAAUCAAAAUUUAGUUGGCUUCCUCCCCAAUGUCUCACACUCCGUGCAUCAUAUGAUCCUGUACGGCUGCCCGGAGCCGGGUAGUCAGGAGCGGGUGUGGAAUUGCGGCAGUGAAAUGCAGAUGAAGCAUGCGGGACACGAUGGUAUGGCGGAUGAGCAGAUGGACAUCAGUCCGGUAUGCCAGUCCGAUGAGAAGAUCCUGUAUGCCUGGGCCCAUAAUGCGCCCAACUUCGAGCUACCGGAAGGAGUGGGCUUCGAAGUGGGCGGCAAUACGCCCAUCCAGUACUUGGUUGUACAGCUGCAUUACAACGAUCUGACGGAGGAGUUCAAAAAGGGCAAGAAAGAUCAUUCCGGAUUAACCUUAUUACACACUAUGGACGAACUUCCGCGACAAGCCGGAGUGAUCGUGAUGAUGUCGAACGGAAGAGUUCCCGCAAAACACGACGAAACAGUGGACAUUGCCUGCCCGUUGAUGGAAUACUCGGAGCUGCACCCAUUUGCCUACAGGACACACACCCACACACUGGGACGUGUAGUGAGCGGAUAUGUCAUUCAAGAUGGAAAAUGGCAACUUCUAGGCAAACGGGAUCCGCAAACGCCCCAGAUGUUCUAUCCGGUGGCCGAUGAUAAAUUAGUUAUCAAACCCGGUGAUACGUUGGCGGCCAGGUGCGCGUAUUCGAACCCGUCCGACCAUGAUGUUAGCAUGGGAAGCACAAUGAACGAUGAGAUGUGCAAUUUCUACUUGAUGUACUGGACGGAAGCACCCUACUCGCCCAUUGAACAAGACAGUUGUGUUUCCCUGGGACCACCGUACGUGUACUGGGAAACGUUUGGCCUGAAAGACAUUCCAGCCGACAGCACUAAGCUCUGAGUAGUAGAAAAGGAGAUUACAGCAGAUGACCUUUCCGAUUAACAAACCCGCUCGCUCGUCAUGCAUUGCAAAGUUUUCUAUCCGCCAUUCUGAUCUCCAGCAGGCAGUGAUCUAGUCAGACUUUGUUACGUUGUGUAUACCUUCUAAUUCUGUUACAUGCUGUUAAAGCGCCACAUUUUUUUCUGGGGGAGGAUGUUCUUUCUAUUAGAGUGAUAUAUCAGACCUAUUGACAACGAUUUUUAAUUAGUAUUGGCAUCGAACAACGACGAAUAAAUUGUUGUACGAAUACCUGCAACCAAAGCCGGUUUGACAAUUAAAGCCCGCCUAAAUUUCUUUAAGCCGAC